This is a messenger RNA of Phycomyces blakesleeanus NRRL 1555(-), 592 nucleotides long. RefSeq lists its product as hypothetical. The record is from RefSeq and is a predicted model, not a curated record. NCBI's taxonomy places the organism in Eukaryota, Fungi, Mucoromycota, Mucoromycetes, Mucorales, Phycomycetaceae. The coding region runs from base 66 to 308 and encodes 80 amino acids. Gene Ontology annotation, biological process: vacuole fusion, non-autophagic. Gene Ontology annotation, molecular function: endopeptidase inhibitor activity. The transcript is spliced from 2 exons.
ACAUAUACUCUUUUACCUGACCGCCCUUCUAUCUCUGUCUCUUUUAAAAAAAAACAACAACAAAAAUGUCUUCAUCUUACAUCGUUACUUUCAAGAAGGGUACUCCCCAGGAAAUCAUUGACGCUGAGGCCAAGAAGGUCGAGGAGACUGGUGCCACCAUCACUCACCGUUACAACUCUGCCAUCCACGGUUAUGCAGUCAGCGUCCCCGACAGCAUUGUUAGCAGCCUUUCGCUUGCCAACGAGCACGUCGAUGGUGUCGAGGCUGAUGGCGAGGUCUCUACUCUUGGUCAAUCAUUAUUGCAGUAAUAGUUUAUACCCCUUCUAUUACUUUACAAACCUAUUUCCCUCGCCUCAACCCAUACCUUAGGCCUUGAAUCUGCCUUUCUAUCUUUUUUUUUUCAACUCCAACUCUCGAGAUAAAUCACAAAUGUCUUUUAUUUUCUGUCAUUUCUUCUUCUUUUUUUUUAUAUAAAAAAAUCCAUAUCACAGUAUAACGGAUUUUGUAAUAAAUUGUUCCUUACUUUUUUUCUUUUACCUGUACAUGUUUCAAGUUUCAAACAUAUUAUACCACAUUAUAAUAUAUAUACAAG